CGUUCCGUUUGAAUAUUUUUUUGCAACAGUUGUGCGGGGUGUUGGAUAAAAACGAUAUUCCGUCGAAUCAGCAACCACCGAAUGCCAAUUUCCGGUAUGUAGUUGUUAUUUGUUCUCAACAUGUGUUUGUGUUGAUCGUGCUUCAUAAUUUUCAGGAAUAGCGAUUCGAAAAUACAGGUGUGAAUUGAUUCGAUAUCUUAUCAAGUUGAAUCGGUUCGCCUCGCCUCUGCGCCCGAUCAGCCGAUUGCAGGGAGACUUGUAUCAAUCGUAGCUGUUUUAACAACAACCCGCUCGUCGGCGGGUGUAGAGUGAGCAGUUUUUGUGCCGUUUCAUAUUUUGUGAUUUGUGGAGGAAAAACGCUAAGAAGAAGGCAAAGAAGAGUAGAGGACGAGAGUGAGAAGAGCGUCUCGAUACCGACAUGGGUUUGUUCGGUCUCUCCGGAAAAGCGACCGCGGUCCUUGCCGGAAUUUACACAUUGAUUCAAGGAUUGGUUUGGUCAAUCGUGGGGAUACUUGCUCUGCUCGUUCACGACUGUGCGAUAAACGUCUCUAGGGAAACCCUUUGGACUUACCGGAUAUACUUGAUCUAUCUCUACAGUGGUCGAUGCGGUCCUGAGGAACUCGAGGUGACCACGGACAACGGAACGGUGACCAUUUCGUGGCCAGAAAUCGAGUCAUGGAUGACCCGCCGAGCGUACAUUUGCAUCGCUGUUUACCUGAGCCUGAGUUUAAUCUGGGUUUUGACCGCCCUCCUUCUCGUCAUUGCGACGUUGUCCGAAUCGAGAGGACGGAACGGUCUGCUACUCAGAGGACCAUGGAUGAUGGUGACGAGCAUUUUUUUGGUCUCGGAUAUUAUUACUGCCAUUUUUUACUCCAUCGACAUCAGUAACACAUACAGUUUAUCGGAUCUCCUGAAAUACUCCGGUUUCCUAGACAUACCACGUGAGAUUUUACAUUCCUCGAGAACUGAUUCGAUAUUUGGCGACUUCACAGCCGAAUCCUCCCUCAUAGCGAUGUUGACCUCUUGCCGUGUGUUUAUCAUCUGGGCACUCAAUGUCGGAAUGCUUCUCCACGUCGCUCAGGACGUCAGGGACUGUGAGCCAGCUUUGCCUGCAUCGGCAGCCCCUGAGCCUCGCCAACCCUACCAACGAUAUCUGCACAAACUUUCCACCAUCGGGCCAGUUCCGGACACCAAGUGGGAUCCUUAUCAGCGGAAACGAUCGGAUCUUCCUGUUAUUAAGCCUCUGAAAUUUCCAUCGCCUCCCAGCGAACGCAAGAGAAAGCAGUCGGAUUAUCAACAAUAUUUAUUCUACGCCAAGCAAGGACCUCAGGUUAAUUACCCCGACGAUAUCGCCUCCGAACCACCGACUCCAGGGGUGGGUGCUGAGCCCAAAACAACGUAUGUGGGAAUAUGGAGAGUGGAAACACCGAAGUUAGAAAUGCCAGGUGAUUCUGAUUGGCACUCGGCUGGAUCUAGCGGAGCCCAUCCCGAUGGGAAUUCGUCGCUGCCAGGACCUGACCUCGACUCUGGUUUCUCUAUAAGACCUUCGACGGACAACAGCACCGACGAAACGGUGUUCGGGAAGACGGUGAACAUGGCGCUGAACAGAGACCGGAUAUCGACGCUGCUGGAACGGAUGUCGGGCUUCUGGAAGCGCUCGACUAGUCGGGAAAUUCGGGCCAUGGCCGGCUACGCCGAGUUCGGUAGAUCGGUUACCAGGGCCUACUUCGUCCUCGGGGUCUCCAGCAUCGCCUCCUUCGUCGGGCAGCCCCUGGUCAACGCUUACAUCGCGAACGCCACCGAGAGCGUCCGCCUCCCUUUCGACGGAUGGGAAAACGUCCUCGGCACCGAGUCCCCCGUCCUAUUCGCCCUGGUUUACGCCGUCCACGUCUUCGCCGGCGCCGCGGCCUCCCUUGCCUCCAUCGGUCACGACUGCCUCUUCGUCGUCUUGAUCCUCCACGUCUGCGCCAAUCUCAAGGGCGUCGCGGUCACCCUGAGGCACCUGAAGGCCUCGCAGGGGCGUCGGGUCGACCAGAGGAUCGUCGAGUGCGCCAAGAAGUUUCAAAGCCUCACCGAGUACACAGAGAGCUUGGAGGGUUUGCUGAGCUUAUUUCUUCUGGCCCAGACGCUUUCCAGCACCUUCGUCAUCUGUCUCACCAGCUUUCUUCUGAACAGGGUGGGUAAGAGCCUCGCUGGAACGACCCCAUCGGAGAACUGUACCCCCCCCCGGAUUUUGCAGGAGAUAAAGUCUAACAACGAAUUGGUGAAGUACGUCGCUUACUGGUCGACCUCGCUCUUUCAACUCCUGGUGUUCUGCUGGGCUGGAAAUUGUCUCCAAACGGAAGCGCUCCUCGAGAGAUCCAAAUCGGAUCGAAUACCUCGCGCGGACGAAGACAGACGGCGGAGAACUAUUAUCGUGGAAAAGAAAAAUGGCACCUACGGUUUUACCUUGCAGAGCUAUGGAAUCCACUACAAACGAGAACAGGAAAUUGAGAUGGUCACGUACGUCGACUACAUCGAAUACGACGGACCGGCUUUCAAAGCCGGCAUGCGUGAGGGCGACGUGAUAUUGUCGAUAAAUGGACACGAAAUGGAUCGCGCCGACCACAAGACGUUGGUCAGUUUCAUAAAGAAUUGCGACGCCAGAAUGCGAAUGGUCGUCCUGUUCGAGGAUUGCGUGAAAAAGGUCGAGCUGCAUAUGCGUUACAUCGAGCUUCAGCGCGCUCUGCAAUCCCGCUUAGGCGAAUUGGAACGGUUGUGCGAACGCGAGCGGUCCAUUCUCGUUGGCAGAUGGAAAACGCACUCGCUUCCGGCCCGGAAACGGACCCCGAGUACGGUAACCAGUACGACGAGCAAUCAAAGCCAACCUUCGCCGUCCUCCAGUUUCGCGUCUUCUGCAACGCCUUGUUGUAGGCCCGCCGCUUCCACGGAACAUCUUCUUCUUUACAGCGUUUACGCCGAUGGGAGACCUUGCCUCGUGCCCAGAAGUGCUGCGUGUCUGGUGACCAUUGGCCCUCCUCGGUCUCGCAGCGAUCAUCAUCACUUUCUGUCGAAAGGAGGUGCGAACGAAAUACAGAUAGGCGUCUCGUCUCGGUAUAGCUAUCACCAGGCGAAUGGCAUAAUAAACGCUGCUGGCCCGGGGUGUCUGAAAAGUCAAAACCACAAUAAAUCAUCCGUACAACAACAGCAACUGCAACAACAGCAGCAGCAAUGUUCAGGGUCCGGUGUCGAGUCCCAGGGCUCGCCGCACCCCAAUUCUUCCAACAACGGACUCUGCGUCGCUUGCAUACCGGGGGCAGGAGGGAGAGGAGAACCGUCCGAAGGUGGUAGCCUCGACGCCUACGAUUUAGCUAGCCCCUGUUGCGAUCCAAAUUGUGUGCCCAGCAGACGGCGUAGGGAAAAACAACGGAGGGCCAGAAACGAACAGAACGCUCAACAACAACAACAGCAACAACAACAACAACAACAACAACAACAACAACAACAACAACAACAACAACAGCAGCAGCAGCAACAGCAACAGCAUCAGAGAGAACAGCAUGCUGCUCAUGCUUGUUCGAGAGCUUCCGGUCACAGUUUGCAUUCGAUAACGAGCAGUGAAGUUUCAACGGCAGCUGACAGCGUCGCUUCUUGUUCAACUUCGUUGAGUACGGACACUCUGUAUUGGGAUCCGAGUGUGCAUCAGCGUCCACCGCCGUGUUUGCAAUACGCCAAGCCAAAAUCUUGGGAUAAUUUGACAACGAAAGCUUUUGGCGGAUACGGUUUUGGUUAUGGAUAUCUGGACACAGGUACGAUAAAAACGCACAGCGCAGAAAGACCUCCCAAAAGUUCGUCGCACGGUAGAUCUAAAACGCCCAAUUCGUCGUCUGCUUCGACGGGCCAAAGAUCUGCCAGAUCUUCGGCUGGAGGUAGUACGGUUUAUUCGUCGCAUCAACAACACGGGUGCAAUCACUCCGGACAUUCAGUGAGACAGUUUCAGCCCACAAAAUCAACGGAAAGUCUUCUACUUCCACCCACUGCUUAUUUACAGGGAGAUUUAGACGCUAGUCAUAGCUGCGAAUGUCUAGACGGACCUAGUCCAAGGUUCGUGCAGGUUUUACUCGAGAAACAUAAGAGGCAGGAUGAAGUUGCUUAUGUUACUACUGCGGUGAGCCAUUCGCAGGCUAGGCAUCGAAGAGCAAGUCAUUCGGAGGCUAAAUUGAGAUCCGCUGUCAACAACUCCGAAGUAACACGACUGUAACGCAUCGAUAUGGUUAGUACGAUAUCGUAGAAGGCGAUACAAAUUAUAUUCUGAAGAUAUAUUGCGCUAGAAUAAUUAUAAUGUGUAACGCCAAGGACAUCGCGAGUUGUAUUCCAUGUAGAUGAAUGUUUUUAAUAAUGUAAUGAAAACUUCUAAAGCCAUCGCACAAUCAACGUAGCCAAGUUGUUAAAGGAUACUAUACAUCGACUUUAUAAUGAUAUACUAUUUAUGUACAUAUGUUCCUUCGUAUGAAUAAUAUCUCAAUUCUAAGGCUGAAUUAUAUACGGUAGAAUUAUAAAUCGAUUAUAUUAUACGAUCAAUGCAUGAUCGUAUGCUGCUUGUUUACUGAAGUAUGUAACUUAACCAUUCCAAAGUCAAUAUGACAGACCGAUCCGUAGAUCGGAAUAAUUUUCCCGGUAUAUGUGUCGUAAUCCUAACUCAUAGUUUUUCUAUAAUGUCUCUAAAAAUGGAACAAUUGACCUAAUUAUAUUUAGUUACGCGCAUGAAUUUCCAUCUGUACUUUAAUGUAAAAAGUUCAGAUACUGUAAUACCUAUACUAUAGUAUACAUAUAAACGAUCCGCUUUAUGAAAUGUUUACAUAUGUCAGUAUUAGGUGACUAUAUCUCAUGCAAUUCAUAAAAUCAUGUACAAUAACGCAAUAAAGUUGUUAUCAGGAAAAAA
Messenger RNA from Athalia rosae (coleseed sawfly), 4921 nucleotides. RefSeq lists its product as uncharacterized. Gene Ontology annotation, cellular component: membrane. Bases 419 to 4240 code for a protein of 1273 amino acids. Lineage: Eukaryota; Metazoa; Arthropoda; Insecta; Hymenoptera; Athaliidae. Gene Ontology annotation, biological process: sensory perception of smell. Gene Ontology annotation, molecular function: protein binding; odorant binding; olfactory receptor activity. The record is from RefSeq and is a predicted model, not a curated record. The transcript has 13 exons.